This is a messenger RNA of Punica granatum (pomegranate), 2070 nucleotides long. The record is from RefSeq and is a predicted model, not a curated record. NCBI's taxonomy places the organism in Eukaryota, Viridiplantae, Streptophyta, Magnoliopsida, Myrtales, Lythraceae.
GGAACAUCUGGAAAUGGCAGAGGGACAAAACUGGCGCCCAAGCGGGUCUUCGUCUUCCCCGGUCAGCGUUCACAGCCCAAAGCCGCGGACGCCAUAGCUGAGCUGAUAAGCUCUGCAACUGCUCACCGAUGCUCUUCUCCUCCAAGCUCAUUCGCUCCCUCUGCAAACCCCAAGCCCCGACCCCGACCCCGACCCUCCUCCGCUUCCUCAAGACCCUCCCCACCGCCCAUGGAGAAGCCGCGUCGGGGAGGAAGAAAGACGACUACUUCGCCGUCGUCCACCACGUCUCCAACAUAGUCCGCCGCGACUUCUACAUGGAGCGCACCCUCAACAAGCUCCCCCUCACCCUGACCUCGGACCUCGUGCUCCGCGUCCUCCGCUCCUGCUCCCGCUGCCCCGACGAGUCUCUCCGCUUCUUCAACUGGGCCCGAUCCGUCCCCCACCAUGCCCACUACUACUCCCCGACCUCCAUCGAAUUCGAGGAGCUCGUCAAGAUUCUUGCCACCUCCAAGAACCCCGACUCCGUCACCAAGAUCCUCCACCAGAUGAAGGACGCCCAUUUGAGCGUUUCGCCGAACACCUUGUGCUCCAUCCUGGAGUCGUACGGCCGGCAGGGCCUCGCGGACCAGGCCGUGGAGGUCUUCAACAAGUGCAAGUUCUUCAACUGUGAGCAGACCGUCGAGGUAUACAAUUCCCUCCUUUUCGCUCUUUGCGAGAUUAAGAUGUUCCAUGGAGCCUAUGCCCUGAUCAGGAGGAUGAUUCGAAAAGGGGUUAGCCCUAAUAAGAGAACCUACUCUGUUCUGGUCAAUGGGUGGUGCUCUUCUGGGAAGAUGAGAGAAGCCCAAGAGUUCUUGGAAGAGAUGAGCCGGAAAGGGUAUAAUCCUCCUGUUCGGGGGAGGGACCUCUUGAUCGAAGGGCUUCUCAAUGCUGGGUACUUGGAAUCUGCCAAGGAAAUGGUUAGGAAGAUGACCAAGGAGGGCUUUGUACCCGACGUGGAGACGUUCAAUUCCCUGUUAGAAUCCAUUUGUAAGUCGGGUGAGGUUGAGUCCUGCAUCGACAUCUUCCGCACCGCUUGUAGCUUGGGCCUCUGUCCCGAUAUCAAUACUUACAAGAUCUUGAUUCCUGCUGUUUCUAAGGGGGGAACCAUUGAAGAGGCCGUAAGGCUACUCCACAACUGUAUCGAUGAUGGGCACAAGCCAUUUCCGAGCUUGUAUGCUUCGAUCAUUAAGGGGAUGUGUAGGAAGGGGCAGUUCGAUGAUGCCCUCUGCUUCUUUAGUGAUAUGAAGGUCAGGGGACACCCCCCGAAUAGGCCGGUCUACACGAUGUUGAUUACGAUGUGCGGCCGUGGAGGUAGGUACGUGGAGGCGGCGAAUUACUUGGUGGAGAUGACCGAGUUUGGGAUGGUACCAAUUUCUCGGUGCUUUGAUAUGGUUGUUGAUGGCUUGAAAAAUUGCGGGAAGCAUGAUCUCGCAAAGAAGAUAGAGCAGCUUGAGGUGUCGCUUCGUGGUGAUUGAUUUGUUGAGGAAACUGAUUGGAAUGGGCUCUGCUCUCAUUACGGAGAGCCAGGUUUCAGUUUUUUGUCAUGGACAAGCCAUGAAAUGAUGGACCCUGGGAUUUACUACUCAAUGCAUAUGCAGAGUUGUCUUCUUGAAGAUAUCAAAGCAUUCAGUAAUCGGAAAACUGUAAUUUAGCGUUGAAGUGCUGAUAUCUCUCAAGCAGAUGGUGGAGGUAAAAUAGCACGAAUGGAAGCAGUUGGAAAAGCUAUCUUUAAGUUAUGGGAGUUUUAGCCCCUGGAGAGCAUGCACUAUGGUACGCCGGGAAAUAAGCAACCGCAUAAAAUAUCUGUGAUGUUUGUAUAAGGAACUGAGUUCUGCGACAAAGUUCUGUCAGUUUCUGCUACUUAUUGAGCAAUAUUGCUGCUUUUAGACCAUUGAGUCACCUUUGCAGAUUAGACAAUUGAUCUUAUAUCGAGUUUUGGUGUUUACAAUUAGAGAGCGAAGGUUGCCUCUGUAUCCAAUUUUUUUGGUGGGAGCAUGUAUAGAGAAAUAAUAUUGCAUAUGUUCGGGUUCA